Molecule: messenger RNA, 1086 nt
Organism: Uranotaenia lowii
Lineage: Eukaryota; Metazoa; Arthropoda; Insecta; Diptera; Culicidae
Exons: 1
Coding region: 1-1086 (361 amino acids)
Source: RefSeq, a predicted model, not a curated record
AUGAGGCCCAUUUCUUCAAACAUCUGCACACCAACCGAAAAAAUGGCAGCGUGGUUGGUAGAAGAAAUGCGGAAAUAUCCAGUUAAGCACGGCAAAAGUGUCCUCAACUCGGUUGACCUAGUGGAAAAUUUGAAGGAUUUCAAAGUGCGUCGAGGAGAGAUUUUAGUCUCGUUUGAUGUCUCCGCACUUUUUCCCAGCGUCCCCAUUUCUGACGCCUUACGCAGCCUUCGCAGACACCUGGAGCGACGCCGCGCACCCCCAAACCAAAUAGCAGCGUACGUCACCAUAGACGAGGUUUGUAUGAAUCAGAAUUACUUCUUGUUUCGGGGUAAAUUCUACAAGCAAACCUUCGGCCUCAGCAUGGGAAGUAAAUUAUCCCCCCUACUGGCUGAACUCUUCAUGAGUGACUUCGAAACAGAUCUCGAAAAACGGAAGAAACUUUUCCCUCGUGUUUGGUGGCGUUAUGUUGAUGAUAUCUUCGCCACCGUAAAGGAACGGUAUCUCCCGCAAACGCUUGAGGUUUUGAACAACCAGCAUAGUUCGAUUAAAUUUACCGUCGAAAAAGAAGUUGAUGGGAAACUUCCAUUCCUCGACCUGUUAAUUUCUAGAAAAGAAGAUAACACGGUGAAAUUUGGAAUUUACCGUAAACCCACGUCAACAGAUCGCUAUAUUACGGUUGAUUCAAACCAUUUUGGAGCGCAAAAGCAAGCUGCCUUUCAUUCGAUGGCCCACCGUCUAUACAACAUACCGAUGGAGAGCCAUGAAUUCGAACUAGAAAAGCAAAAAAUCUUGCAGGCUGGUGAAUUAAACGGAUACGAUCAAGAAUUCGUCAGCAAAAUCCUCCGAAAACACGAAAGAAAAAAGCUCCGUAGCAACGCAACCACAUUCAAACCAGAAAGAGAUGAAUCCCAAAGAGUCAGCCUGCCGUACCACCCACCACUGACAAAUAGUAUCUGUAAGAUUCUCUCUAAACAUGGUCUGAAAGUGGCUUACAAAAGUUCAAACACUUUGAAAGAUCGACUGGUUUCUCUAAAAGACAAAGUGCUACCGGAAGAGAGAUCUGGAAUUUAUGAGAUUCCAUGUUAA